This is a messenger RNA of Conger conger (European conger), 4170 nucleotides long. RefSeq names its product pyruvate dehydrogenase (acetyl-transferring) kinase isozyme 3, mitochondrial-like. The transcript is spliced from 11 exons. NCBI's taxonomy places the organism in Eukaryota, Metazoa, Chordata, Actinopteri, Anguilliformes, Congridae. Gene Ontology annotation, cellular component: mitochondrion. The record is from RefSeq and is a predicted model, not a curated record. Bases 266 to 1480 code for a protein of 404 amino acids. Gene Ontology annotation, biological process: regulation of glucose metabolic process; protein phosphorylation. Gene Ontology annotation, molecular function: pyruvate dehydrogenase (acetyl-transferring) kinase activity.
UCUCACGUAGAACGCUCCACAGCGGCAUCACGUUUCAGUGCGGUUGAAUUGAGCAGGUUUAUGGAGAGCGUAACUUAUAGUAUCCGUCUCAGCAAGCAAUAAAUAAGUAUUUUCUACGUAACGUCAAAGUAUCUACUAUAGUCGCCACAGGUGGACGGGGCCAUGAAUCUUUAUAGCCAAGUAAAAUUAGGCUUUACUCCGCAACAUAAUUAAUCGGCUUCAUGCUACUUGUCUGCGUGAGUCUCGUCACUAAUUAAUUGCCAUUAUGAGAUUAUUUAGGUUUCUACUUAAAAAUGCUGCUCCGAAGAUAGAAUAUUAUUCUAGAUUCUCUCCAUCGCCGCUGUCUAUCAAGCAAUUUUUGGAUUUCGGUCAGGAUGCAUGUGAAAAGACUUCCUACAUGUUCCUGCGGAAGGAACUUGCCGUGCGAUUGGCCAACACCAUGCGUGAGGUCAAUCUGCUUCCUGACAACCUGCUCAGCCAGCCGUCCGUCAAACUGGUGCAGACAUGGUACAUGCAGAGCUUUGUGGAGCUGCUGGAGUAUGAGAACCGACGCCCGGACGAUCUCCACGCCCUCAAUGAUUUCUUGGACAUUUUGAUCAAGAUUCGCAACCGGCACAAUGAUGUGGUUCCAACCAUGGCCCAGGGUGUGAUCGAGUACAAAGAGAAAUUUGGCUUUGAUCCAUUCAUCAGCAGCAACAUCCAGUACUUUCUGGACCGGUUCUACACCAGCCGAAUUUCUUUUAGGAUGCUCAUCAACCAGCACACCCUCCUGUUUGGAAAUGACACAAACCCUGCUCAUCCCAAACACAUUGGCAGCAUUGACCCUAACUGCAAUGUUGUAGAGGUGGUGACAGAUGCCUAUGAGACCGCCAAGAUGCUCUGUGAACAGUAUUACAUGGUCGCACCUGUGCUGAAGGUCCAGGAGUUCAACGGGAAAGCCCCCAAGAAGCCCAUCCAGGCAGUGUAUGUGCCAUCUCACCUGUUUCACAUGCUGUUUGAGCUCUUUAAGAACUCUAUGCGUGCCACUGUCGAGCUGCACGAGGACAAGUCUGGGGACGUUCCUCCGGUGACAGCGCUGGUGACCCUCGGGAUGGAAGACCUCUCCAUAAAGAUUAGUGACAAGGGCGGAGGGGUCCCGCUGAGGAAAAUCGACCGGCUCUUUAACUACAUGUACUCGACCGCACCCUCACCCAGCCUCGAGCCUUCACGUGCCGCUCCACUGGCUGGGUUUGGAUAUGGCCUGCCUAUUUCCAGACUCUAUGCCCGGUACUUCCAGGGAGACCUGAACCUGUACUCCAUGGAGGGCGUGGGGACAGAUGCUGUCAUUUACUUGAAGGCUCUUUCCAGUGAGUCUUUCGAGCGGCUUCCUGUCUUCAACAAGUCAGCCUGGCGACACUACCAGACCGGUCCCGAGGCAGACGACUGGAGCAUCCCCAGCAGCGAGCCACGAGACGCGUCCAAGUACAAGGCCAACCGUUAACCUCCCUUCCUCCCCAGGCUCCACCCGUUUCCUCAUUUCCUGUCAACACUGCGACUGGCAGUGCCUCCUUUGUUAGCCAGCAGGAGCCUGCGUGCUGACGCCGCAUCAUCCUGCACCAGUCUCCUGCCCUCGUACAUCAGCUGUUAUCGUCACACAACGUGACCUUCCUGAGGGGAGGGGAAGGGAGAUGCACUUUAUGGUACUAUUAUAGCCACUGAUAAGGCUGGAGAAUGUGUAUUGUUUCCCAAGCUUAAGAAAUUCGGCCUUUUGCCUAGUUGUGUGUGUGUGUGUGUGUGUGUGUGUGUGUGUGAGAUCAGGUUGUUUACUUGUCAGGUUCAAGCCGCAUGUAACAAACACGUAGUUUUUUCUCUUGUGGAAUGUAAGGGCUGUACAGAUAAUAGAAAAACUGUUUUGACGAAUGAUGAUAUAUGCAAAAAUAUAGAAGCAUAUUUUCAUAUAGUAAUGUGUAUUUCCAAUGAUGACGUACAUAUGUUUGCACAUAAUGAAGGCCUGAUAACAUCUGUUUUAGGUGAACUGAUUUUAGGUGUUUUACCACGAAGGAAAUCCAGAUGGUUUUGGGAAUCUCACACGAGAGCAGGUUUUAGAUGUGACAGAAAGUGAGGUCAACAUAAACCACUUAAUUCACACUUGGUGGAGUUUCUGCUCCCAUAGCGAUUGAUAUUUGGGGAUAAAUAGCUCAGGAAUGCUUCAUGAUGGGUAUACGUGCCUGAGUGGUAGUAUCUUUCCAUGUGUUGCUUGGCCCAUAUGGGUUCUACUGCCCUCUGUAGCGGGUGUGCUGGUUUCAAAUAAAUGGAAUGUUUGAACAUAAAUAUUUUGGAUUAUACAAGAACAUAAAAUGUUUAGACUAUUUGCACUCUUUGUGUUCACAUUCCAAAAGGCCAACAUUUAAAUCUUGUGGAAUUACGUUUGAAAAUUGAUCGCAACCUUUACUGGAAUACCCGUAUCUAAUAUAUUUUGUCCACUGUCGAAAUGUUUGUCCCAAUCCAAUCCUGUAAUUUGAUGAUUGUGUGAGUUCUUGGUUAAACUCCAUUCAUUCAGCCAGGCUGAGCAGACUUGUGGAAGACUGUGCAGUAAAUCACUGCUGAGCAUUAAAUGCUUAGGUGAGCAGUGAGGAGAUGGGAUUCGGUCAUUGUAUUCACUAAUAUGAACAUCAUGAGCUAAAAUUUACGGAUUAAAAUUAUGUGUUGGACAUUGCUGUUGGACAUUUUCACUUUUAGCUCCGCUAGACAGCUGCAUGAAAUGCAGAAAAAAUACAAGAUUAUAUAAGCCUGCGCAAUUGGAACAUGCACAGUCAAAAUGUUAAGAAUUGUUUACCUUGGUAUUGCAAGAAUUCACCAGAAAUAAGUUUCCUCUCCAAAAAUAAAUAUGAAAAGGAAUUCCAAAAUCCAAUAAUUAAAUCGGAAUUUUUGAUGAUUUUGAAUUUUGAUCAUCAACAUUAUUUAGUUAGUGUUUGGCAAAAAUGCAGUUGGUUGCAUUUUUUUUCAGUGCAAGCAUGAUCAUUUCUCUUAAUAAUAAUUUAUUAUAUAAAUAAUAUAUUAUUUAAAUAUAUUUUUUACAUUGUAUUUAUUAAAAUGUAAUGUAUUCAUAAAAAUACAGUGUAACAUUAUCAAUGCUAAAGGGCGGUGAAAUAGACAUAUCUUUUUAUCUUUAAGUCUUCCUCUGAAGGUUGACAUCCCCAUGUUUGUACUGUCUGUUCCCCGUAUGACUGUCUCUUUUCUGCACGGUGAUGCCCAUGCUUUUUUUGGAAAUAUAACAGCAUUCAGCGCAUAGAUAUUUUGUCAUGGUUGAAUAUGAAAGUAGUUGAUGAGCCCUUCUGUAAACUGUGGUCUGAGAAAACCAUUCCAUGUGCCUUUUCUCAAAGAUUUAGUUUAAGACGAUAUUUCUUCAUGAUGCUUCAGGCGACUCUUUGCACACUUUUAAUCCAUGCAAUCCUUGCACCAUCCGCACAAUUUCUUUUUCAUUUAAGAUGUGUUCAUUUUUCUAAUUUAUUGAUUUUGACUUUCCUUCUUUAAUCAAAAUGAGAAUAUGGUGCAGUUUGCUGCAGUUGCACACCGGGGACCGGGGUUUGAUUCCCGGUCCUGCCAAAAGCCAAGUUAGGCCGGCUCAUAUAGAGCGGCAGAAUUGGCUCGCCGCUCCAGACGUUUUGAAGAAGGCGUGUCGCUCUUCCUCGGCCCACCAGGGGGCGGGGUGUGGGCGGUGUAUCUAACACUAACUCUAAUUGAAUUAGGGGGGAGUACAAUUGCCUAAUAAAUUGGGAGAAAAAGGGAAAAAUCAGAAAUAAAUUUAUAAUUAAAAUUUUUUUUUAAAUAGAAUAGGUUCGGUUAUUUGCGCUCAGGGUGCAAAUAUUGGGGCUAAUUGGACCCCAGCUAAACCAAAGGUAUUUGGGUUCUGCCUUGCUUCCUGAGAGGUGAAUUGGCAUGCGAACCCUUUGUCUUGAAAACAUGCCUGAAUAAAUGAUUAUCUGUUGUUUCACACCUAAGUGGAUUGUACGCAUUAUGUUAUCGUGGUGUUAUAUUAUGUUAUGAGGUGACAGACUAGAAAGUGCCUCGUGCAGAAGGCUGGGGGGCGCCCUGUCACUCGGGCGCACCGUUCAUUACCAAAGCAUUGUGACCGAUGCUUUCUCCUGGUGUUUCUGCGUAUAUAUAUAUUAAAAAAGUCUGUUUGGUGUC